Spea bombifrons (plains spadefoot toad) is the source of this 1010-nucleotide messenger RNA. It is a transcript of the gene ETFB, whose product is annotated as electron transfer flavoprotein subunit beta. The record is from RefSeq and is a predicted model, not a curated record. Gene Ontology annotation, molecular function: electron transfer activity. The transcript has 7 exons. Bases 35 to 799 code for a protein of 254 amino acids. NCBI's taxonomy places the organism in Eukaryota, Metazoa, Chordata, Amphibia, Anura, Pelobatidae. Gene Ontology annotation, cellular component: cytosol.
GGCUGGACGUCACUUGCCUGGGUCAGUCGGAAAGAUGGCGCUGAGGGCUCUGGUCGGUGUCAAGCGGGUCAUUGACUAUGCCGUGAAGGUGCGCGUAAAGCCGGAUAAGACCGGCGUGGUGACCGAUGGCGUGAAGCAUUCGAUGAACCCUUUCUGCGAGAUUGCGGUUGAAGAGGCCGUCCGGUUAAAGGAGAAGAAGAUUGUCGGGGAAAUAAUUGCCGUAAGCUGCGGACCCCAACAAUGCCAGGAGACAAUCCGCACGGCGUUGGCUAUGGGGGCCGACCGCGGAAUUCACGUGGACGUGCCUGCAAAGGACUUCGAAUCCCUCGGACCCUUCCAGGUCUCCAAGAUCAUCGCUGCCUUGGCCAAGAAAGAGAACGCGAACCUCGUGCUGCUGGGGAAGCAGGCUAUUGAUGAUGAUUGUAAUCAGACCGGACAGAUGACCGCUGCUCUGCUUGACUGGCCUCAGGGGACGUUUGCGUCGGAGUUGAAGGUUGAAGGGGAGAAGCUGACCGUCGUACGGGAAGUAGACGGAGGGCUGGAGACCGUCAGCUUGAAGCUCCCCGCCGUGGUGACCGCCGACCUGCGGCUGAAUGAGCCAAGAUACGCCACCCUGCCGAACAUCAUGAAAGCCAAGAAGAAGAAAAUCGAAACUGUGAAGCCUUCGGAUUUAGGGGUGGACACAACGAGUCGCCUGAAGAUCUUGAGCGUCGAGGAUCCUCCUCAGAGACAAUCCGGCAUUAAAGUGGAGACCGUGGAGGAUCUCGUAGCCAAACUUAAGGAGACCGGCCGGAUCUAAGCUCCGGGAACCCGGUUAUUUUGCUGCUGGUGGAAUGCGGGGUCCGACGCCACCUGUCUGUUCCGUCCCGACCGCCUUUCUCCGCGCGAAUUCCGACCGUACAAACGUCUUUGUCUGAGCCCUUUGGAGCAGAGAAAGGACCGGAGGAGAGCGUCGCCGUCUCUCACUGUAAUUAAGUCAUGCCUUUGAAUAAAUGUUUCUACUUCUUUUA